UUGUUAGUUAGUUCGAUCUGGAGCAAUGGAGGACAUCAGCGCCACACCGCACUGGAUAAUAAACGCUAGAAAAAACGUUGAACAUUCACAGCAGUGGAAAUGUUUCACUGCAGAGGUUUUUGAUGCAGUCCAACAGCAGCUAGUGGAGAGUCAUGUUAACUUCUUCACUGAUCUCUCCGAAGCAGAGAAAACACUGUUUCUGGAGAGAGCCGCUAAAGCCAUCCGCAGAGGAAAUGCCUACAAAGAAGUUGUCCUUCAGAUCAGCUCCUGUUUAGAGGAUCAGCUGAGCAGCUGUGUUGCCAUAGAGAUGCAGGAGAGUGGCAGCGUGUCCACCAAAUCAGAUCGCUUUCAGAGUCAUGUCCGGGAUGGAAUGGUCAAUCUUUUACAAAAGUGGCCUGACAUGAAAUACAAACUUCAUGCCCUCUUCAAUCACCCUUUACCUUCAGAAAUCAGAAAAGUUGCUUGGAGACUCUUUCUGUCCAACACAAAGGCUCGUAUGGAAUACUUGACCAGGGUAUCAACGAACAAAGCCAAGUUCAGUGUUGACUUGGAGAUUUCCAUGAAAUGUGACACUUUGCUUUCCACAGAGCCAACAUUCAAACACCUACGGGACAGUAAAAUUGCUGCAAGAGCGAUGAAAAAUGUCCUCACUUAUUACCACCGAAUCCAGCGCUUGAAGAACAGUCUCCCAGACACAGAGUAUUCUUUGCUGGUGCCACUGGUCCAGGCUGCCAUUGCAGGGACCGCACACAGCACCUCUGUUGCCACGGUUACCACUCUCCUGGUAGAAGAGUAUAUUACAUUGAUGGAGUCUAGGCCUCAGUUUAUGAGAAAGUCUGAAAUAAGGCACAAGGCUCCUGCUAACACUGAAGGGGUUGUUGUUUUCGAAGAAGUGGCUCAGAUUCUUGGACAAAAGGACAAGGAACUGUCCAAUGUGAUUCAGAAAAUAUACACACAACAAGGUGACAAGCCCGUUGAAUCAUUAUGCAGAGGGGUAGAGAACAUUCUGCAGGCAGCACUAGGAGUCCUGUUUGUGGGCUAUUUAAACAUGACCACAUUACUGUACAUCUGGGAUCAGUAUGUCAUGGGACUUGAUCAGCCUUCCUACGACUGCGCGUCUGCAUUCAGCUUCGCUUUUCUGCAUCUUCUGAGAGACCAUCUGCAAAAAUGCAGCACAAAAGAUGAGCUGGCCGCAGCACUGCGAUCUCAAGGACCCCUGCUAACAGUUGGUCAGUUUCAGAGUGUCAUCAGCAAAUAUUUUUACGGAGACCUCUAUAGUACAUUAACCAAAGACAAUGCGGAGAGCCUUCCUGUUCUGGACCCUACUCAGACAUUGUUUCCACCGUGGACGCACUUGUCAAGCAAUGAAAUGCCUUUGAGAACCCGACCUAAAGACAGACGACAGGCAAGGGAAGAACGAGAGGCUCUGAGGACGAAUCACAUUGAGAGGAUGAAACAAGAGGAACGGCAUAGAAAACUAAGGGAGGAAGAAGAGAUCAGAUUGGGGGAAGAAAGGUUGCAGAGACAGCUGGAAGAAACCAAACGGAUGAAUACCGAGCAGAGGCUGUUCCUUGAACAACAGCUGGCAGAGGAAAGGCAGCAUCGCUAUGACAUUCAGAAGAAAGCAGAGGAGCAGAUCAGCCUGCUGCAAGCGGAAAUCAGAAAGGUCAAAGGAGACAGAUGGCCGUCUGUUGAUGUUUUCACUGUUAACAGUUUUGGAACCCCACCCCCUUCCAUUGAGUCAAAGAGCCCUGUUCAAGACCGCCAGCUACCAUCACCAUUAGCACAGCAAAAUACAACACAAGACAAUCCGGCUUUACUUGACAAUAUGUCCAGACCUCGACAAAUUAAUGGACGUACAGCAGAAAGUGUGACCCUGGAUCUGCUCCAGCGAAUUAUGCUAACAGCUGAUACAAUCAUCAAUGGACAAAACACAGAGCGAGAGGAACUCAGUUUAGUGACAAAGGAUCAUCUUUUCAGCUACAGACAAGAUGUCCAAAAUGCAGAGCUUGAAGUAUUUGGUCGAUACCUGGAUCCAGAAGAAUUGGAGAAUAUGCCAGAGCCAAUUAGAACAGAAAAGAAGAGAAGGCUGGUAGCAGCAAUCAGAAGAGGAGUGGAGGCCAGAUACAGAGCCAGUCACACAAGAAAGGCUGCUUUUUAGUUCCAUACACAGCUACAACAGUUACUUGAAGUAGUGUGCAAACUGGUUUAAUACUUGCUAGUUACAUUUACACAAAUGCUUCUUACUCUUCCCCAUGUUAGGUAAAAUAAAAACUUUUUUUUUUUUUUGUUUGGGAUACAAAGUAGAACUAUGACUUUAACAACUCACAGUGGAUAAGUCACCUUCACCUUGUAUUUCUACUGUGCAUUCUAAAAUAUUUAGGUUUUACUGCUGUCUGGCUAAUAUAAGUUAAAAUAGAAGCUAUACUUUUUAGCAGAUGAGUGACUUAUUUCAAAGCAAACACUAAGUGAAAGUAAGCCAUUAUAAAUAGAACAGCCAAACACUGAAUUUGGAUAGCAAUCCCCCCAGACAGAUUAACAAUGAGUAUUCCAGUCCCCCCAUCCCUAUACUAAACUAUAUUAAGUGUUAUUGCAUUUAACUCUAAAAAAAACUUGUUAUGGGAAUGCAAUAAAAAUACAAUCAAUAAAAACUUUCUUGAUGUAAAUUUUUAUACAUCACACUUACUACAAAAAAGUGUUUAUUUCUGGUACAAUGUAAAUUAAGUCAACUGGACAAUGUCACGUUCUCCAGUGAUGGCACUACUGGAACAGGUCUGAGUUUCUUGCCUUAUGAUUUGAGUAUAUAAAAAUGUAUUGCCUAAAGCUAUAAAAUGUAUUAAGGGACAUAACUCGGGUUUAACUGCACUUCUUUAUUAGAACAUUUUUAGGACAAUCAAAUCAACUUAUUACGAAUAUAUAAAAAGUUCAAUACCAUAGACAGUGCAACACAAAAC
Messenger RNA from Polyodon spathula (Mississippi paddlefish), 2954 nucleotides. RefSeq lists its product as uncharacterized. The transcript has 19 exons. Bases 26 to 2161 code for a protein of 711 amino acids. The record is from RefSeq and is a predicted model, not a curated record. Lineage: Eukaryota; Metazoa; Chordata; Actinopteri; Acipenseriformes; Polyodontidae.